GUGUGUUGAAAAUACACUUCCAAUCUGCUUUCAAACCUGCCUUGGAUCUGUAAGUCGUAACAUUAUUAAUAAAUCAAGUAACAGUUUGGGGCUUUUACCUUUAAAAUCAUGUGUAUUGACAGUAACAGGACACAAGAAAUGACACCAAGUAUGAAUGGAUAAUGUCAUCUUAUUCUCUGAAGAUAUGAUGGAGACAAAUUUGUCAAAACUGUCGACGCUAACUUCGUUGUCUCUGAGAUGUUUGGUCGUACGGACUACUCUUAUAAUACAACCAUGCGGCAGGUUGGUUGCCUUCGCGAGGCGCAGACCAGGGAUAAAAUGCUGAAUCUGUCCCUACAACAGACAUGGGGCCCAGGGACCUACAAGACUUGUUUUAAAUUAGAGUCUGGUGUGGCACGGAAUCUCCACAAGCCAUACGAGAUCAUGAACCGGAGCUCGAGCAACCACAUGACCUUCUCUCAGGAAGACAGCGCUGUUUAUGUUUUCACCGUCAGGAUUUUGGACCCAAAUUAUAGCUUCUGCGAUCUGACAACCAUCUUCGCUGUCCAGACAUAUGGAAUCUCUAAACCGUAAGAGACAGCUGACCAGUAAUGAUUCAGCCACAGUCCUGACAUUCAGUGAUUUACCUUUUGACUG
Messenger RNA from Clupea harengus (Atlantic herring), 636 nucleotides. RefSeq names its product cation channel sperm-associated protein subunit epsilon-like (gene catspere). Gene Ontology annotation, biological process: sperm capacitation; flagellated sperm motility. The record is from RefSeq and is a predicted model, not a curated record. The coding region runs from base 238 to 573 and encodes 111 amino acids. Gene Ontology annotation, cellular component: sperm principal piece; CatSper complex. The transcript is spliced from 4 exons. Lineage: Eukaryota; Metazoa; Chordata; Actinopteri; Clupeiformes; Clupeidae.